GCGCACCGGCGGCAGGGCUCGGGCGGCGCUUCAUCUGUCGUCGCUUAGACCGGCGAGUGGGGUGUACCAUGGCAACAAGGGUAUGCUAGAGCAGUUAACUGUCAGACGAGGAGAUACGUACGAUGCCGAGGAACUGAGCAAGUACAAGGCAGCCAUCCAGACACAGCUGGAGGAUGACGAGCUUAAGUAUCGGGCACUUAAGGAUAGCCUGGAUAUGCAGGACAAGCAUGUGAACUCAUUGGUGUGUUGUGUGGUAUAG
This is a messenger RNA of Sphaeroforma arctica JP610, 259 nucleotides long. RefSeq lists its product as hypothetical. The annotation marks the transcript as partial. The transcript has a single exon. The record is from RefSeq and is a predicted model, not a curated record. NCBI's taxonomy places the organism in Eukaryota, Ichthyosporea, Ichthyophonida.